Messenger RNA from Chelonia mydas (Green sea turtle), 4940 nucleotides. It is a transcript of the gene FMNL3, whose product is annotated as formin like 3. The transcript is spliced from 26 exons. Gene Ontology annotation, biological process: cell migration; cortical actin cytoskeleton organization; regulation of cell shape. Gene Ontology annotation, cellular component: cytosol. NCBI's taxonomy places the organism in Eukaryota, Metazoa, Chordata, Testudines, Cheloniidae. The record is from RefSeq and is a predicted model, not a curated record. The coding region runs from base 64 to 3207 and encodes 1047 amino acids. Gene Ontology annotation, molecular function: actin filament binding; small GTPase binding.
CGGGGAGGCAGCCGCGGCCGCCGGACGCGAAGGGCUGAGGCUCCCCCGCCGCCCGGGCCGGGGAUGGGGAACGUGGAGAGCGCGGACGGGGAGCCGCUGCCCCGGGGCCCGGGCGGAGCCCCCCUGGGGGGGUCCGGGCUGCUGCAGCCGGGGAAGAUGCCGAUGCCGGAGCCCUGCGAGCUGGAGGAGAGGUUCGCCCUGGUGCUGAGCUCCAUGAACCUCCCGCCUGACAAAGCCCGGCUCCUGCGCCAGUACGACAACGAGAAGAAAUGGGACCUGAUCUGCGACCAGGAGAGGUUCCAGGUGAAGAACCCUCCCCAUACCUACAUCCAGAAACUGCAGACCUUCCUGGACCCCGGCAUGACUAGGAAGAAGUUCAGACGGAGGGUGCAGGAAUCGACCAAAGUGCUGCGGGAGCUGGAGAUCUCCUUGAGGACCAACCACAUCGGGUGGGUUCGGGAGUUUCUCAAUGACGAGAACAAAGGCCUGGACGUCUUGGUGGAGUAUCUCUCCUUCGCGCAGUGUGCCGUGAUGUUUGAUUGUGAGGGUCUGGAAAGCGGUGAGGACGGCGCGCUAGAAAAGCUGAAAUCCUGGAGCAGAUCCAUCGAGGAUCUGCAGCACCCCAUAACCCUGUCUGCCCCCUUCGCCACCAGCCUCGCCCGCUCUGCGCGCCCGUCCGCCCUACGCUGCAGCACCUUGCCCAGCAGGAAGGCGUUGAAGAACUCGCGGCUGGUGAGCCAGAAGGACGACGUCCACGUCUGCAUCAUGUGCCUGCGGGCCAUCAUGAACUACCAGUACGGAUUCAACCUGGUGAUGUCCCAUCCCCACGCCGUCAAUGAGAUCGCGCUCAGCCUGCAUAACAAGAACCCCAGGACCAAGGCCCUGGUGCUGGAGCUGCUGGCGGCUGUCUGCCUGGUGAGGGGAGGCCACGAAAUCAUUCUCGCUGCCUUCGACAACUUCAAAGAGGUCUGCAAAGAGACGCACCGCUUUGAGAAGCUCAUGGACUACUUCCGGAACGAGGACAGCAGCAUCGAUUUCAUGGUGGCCUGCAUGCAGUUCAUCAACAUCGUGGUGCACUCGGUGGAGGACAUGAAUUUCCGGGUGCACCUGCAGUACGAAUUCACCAAGCUGGGCCUGGAGGAGUUCCUGCAGAAGUCGCGGCACACGGAGAGCGAGAAGCUGCAGGUGCAGAUCCAGGCCUACCUGGACAACGUCUUCGACGUGGGGGGGCUGCUGGAGGAUGCGGAGACCAAGAACGUGGCGCUGGAGAAAGUGGAGGAGCUGGAGGAGCACGUAUCCCACUUGACGGAGAAGCUGCUGGACCUGGAGAACGAGAACGUGAUGCGCGUGGCGGAACUGGAGAAGCAGCUGUUACAGCGAGAGAAAGAGCUGGAGCUGGUCAAGGAGACCUUCGAGAGCGCGACUCACCAGGUGCACACGCUGCGCAGGAUCGUCAAGGAGAAGGAGGAGGCUUUCCGGCGCCAUUGCGGCUCCCGCCAGCCCGGGGAGCCGGGGGGUGACCCGCUGCCGCCCCUGGGGGGCGAAGGGGACAUCCCCGACUGCGACCUCCGCCUCCCGGUCUUGCCUCCUGUGGAGGCAGCCCCCCCGCCCCCGCCGCCCCCGCCCCCUGUGCCCCCGCCGGCCCCGCCACUGCCAGACAGGUGCCCCCCUGCGCCCCCACUGCCUGGGUCCUCGCCCUCCGUCAUCCUCACCGUGGGGUUGUCAGCCAUCCGGAUAAAGAAGCCCAUCAAGACCAAGUUCCGCCUGCCCGUCUUUAACUGGACGGCCCUGAAACCCAACCAGAUCAGCGGCACCGUCUUCAGUGAGCUGGACGACGAGAGGAUCCUGCAGGACCUGGACCUGGACAAGUUCGAGGAGCUCUUCAAAACCAAAGCUCAGGGCCCCGCCGUGGAGCUGGUCUGCGCCAAGAGCAAGGCCUCGCACAAGGCGGCCAGCAAGGUGACGCUGCUGGAGGCCAACCGGGCCAAGAACCUGGCCAUCACGCUGCGCAAGGCGGGCCGCAGCGCCGAGGAGAUCUGCAGAGCCAUCCACAUGUUCGACCUGCAGACGCUGCCGGUGGACUUCGUGGAGUGCCUGGCGCGGGUGCUGCCGACCGAGGCGGAGGUGAAGCUGCUGCGGCAGUACGAGAAGGAGCGCAAGCCGCUGGAGGAGCUGGCGGACGAGGACCGGUUCAUGCUGCACUUCAGCAAGGUGGAGCGCCUGGCGCAGCGCAUGGCCAUCAUGGCCUUCCUGGGCAACUUCCACGAGAACCUGCAGAUGCUGACGCCGCAACUCAACGCCGUCAUCGCUGCCUCGGCCUCCGUCAAGGCGUCUCAGAAGCUGAAGCACGUGCUGGAGAUCGUCCUGGCCCUCGGCAAUUACAUGAACAGCAGCAGGCGCGGCUGUGUCUACGGCUUCCGGCUGCAGAGUCUGGACCUGCUGCUGGACACCAAGUCGACCGACCGGAAGCUGACACUGCUGCACUUCAUCGCGCUGACCGUGCGGGAGAAGUACCCGGACUUGGCCACCUUCUGGCAGGAGCUGCACUUCGUGGAGAAGGCAGCAGCAGUGUCCCUGGAGAACGUGCUGCUGGACGUGAAGGAGCUGGGGCGCGGCAUGGACCUGAUCCGGCGCGAGUGCAGCAUUCACGACAACAGCGUCCUGCGCAACUUCCUGGGCGCCAGCGAGGGCCGGCUGGAGAAGCUGCAGAAGGACGCCAGGACGGCGGAGGACGCCUACAACAUGGUCGUGCGCUACUUUGGCGAGAGCCCCAAGACGAUGCCCCCCUCCGUGUUCUUCCCCGUCUUCGUCCGCUUCAUCCGCUCCUACAAGGACGCGGAGCAGGAGAACGAGCAGCGGAAGAAGCAGGAGGAGGUGUUGCGGGAGAAGAUGCUGGCCCAGGAGGCCAAGAAGCUGGAGAAGAGGAACAAGUGGCAGGAGCAGGAGCUGAUCGCGGAGCUGCGCCGGCGCCAGGCCAAGGAGCACCGGCCCGUCUACGAGGGCAAGGACGGGACCAUCGAGGACAUCAUCACGGACCUUCACUCCCAGCCGCUCAGACGGGCCAACGCCGCCAGCCGGAGCCUGGACCCCAGGGGCCUCUGUCCUGCCCCUCCCGCCCCCUGCCCCAACUCCGCACUGAAGGACCAAAGGGACCUUGGGCGAGGCUGGCUCUGUGCCUUGGGAAGUGCCUUAGAGCGACAGUAUUAGCGAGGGCCGAGGGCCUGCACCUCUGGGGCAAGGAAGCUCCACUUCGGCACGGUCGGGGCCGGCGUCCGCACCGGCACCGUUGGAAGGACACUGGCAGAUGCAGCAACCCCUGGCGCUCGGGUUCCAGCGGCCGUGACCCUGGGUGUGGGCCCCCCUGUGGCCCGAGUCUGGGGGGGGCAGGGUUAGACCGACCCCCACCGGGUCUCGAGCCAGCGCAGCCGCUGCAGGGAGGCUGUGGCCCAGGUACCAACCAGCCCCCUCCCUGCCUUGUUCCCAGCCGCUUGGAAACGCUCCAGCCCAUGGCAGCGUAGGCGGCUGCUGGCCCCGCGUGGCUGCCCCGGCCUUCUCCAGGCACAACGCCCUCUGGAAAGCCAAGGCCUGACCGCCAGCCUCACCUGGGGCUACACCAGAACCGGGCUCGGGGCCCCUUGCACCUCCCCUGGGGCGAUUUCCCAUCGCUGGCCCUGUGCAACACAUGGAGGGCACCAGGGCUGACCCGGGCCAUGUGCUGUGUCCGGGGCCAGGAACCACUGGGAGACGGGGCCUUUCCUAAACCCAAAAGCCGGCCAGCCCGGCCGGCCGUGUCCUCCAAGGGCAGACGUGUCCCAGCUGGGGUGGAGGCCAGGAUCCUGCAGGGGGUUGGGUACCACCUUCCACUGCCAUUGGGGCCUGAAUGAGCCUCACCCCCGCUGCCGGCGUAACACCAUCCAAGCUAGGGCCUGAGCCUCCAGCGGCCCCAGAGGUUCCCCCAACCCGGCCUCCCUGGUGACGGCCGUGAUGCCUCCUCCUUGCCGCGCCCCAAGGCCUGUCCUUAAAGGUGGGAUGGGGCCUGGUGUGACCUGCCCUGACGAACAGUGGUGUUCUCCAGACCAAAUACUAAGUGCAGUGGGCCCUGACGUGCCCUGCACGCGGCCUUCGCGCCUGUCUCCUUGUCAAAGCAACGGCUGCAAUCGGCCUUCUCCGCUCCACUCGCUGGGGUCUGCCGCGCCUGGUGCCUCUCUGCUCUGACCUGGGCAAACGCUGACCCCCCACCCCCAGGAGAGUCUCGUGGGGGGAACUGCCACACCCCGGCCCACAGCCAGUGCAGGGGGAGGGCUGGCUCAGGGCCCCUUGCACUUUGGUGGGUCACGUCAGCGAAAUGCCCCAGUGGGCCCCGGUCCAGCCACUUGACCAAACACUAUCAGUUGAGCAUUCGGGGUGUCAGUGAUUUUGGGAGGGGAACAUGUCCCUGCAGUGGCAAACCAGGUUCAGCUCCAGCUUGGGGGGGCGUGUAAACAAGCUGGCAACAGUGGUAGUGGGCCUUGGAGCACGUGCUGCGGCAGCCACUAAACCAAAGACGCUCCCCCCGCUGUCACAGCCGUGCCCGGCCUGGAAGAGCGCCCAAUCCGCGUGUUAGCCCUCCUCUGCCGCCAGGAGAUGGGAGGCCGUCCCGAAGCCCCUAAGGGAGCUGCCCGGGGAAUCAGCCCCUUCCCACCCUGGGCCCGGUUAUUUUUCAGAGCAGACCAGCACUUUACCCCCCGCCCUCCCUGGGCAUUCAGCUCCUGCCCCGAGGCCCGGGGCUGCACGAACACUAUUGGAACGAAAGGGACCAAGGCCCAGGCGGUGGCUGCAGCGGGGCCGCUGCCCGCCCCACGGCACCCACGUGGCUGCCCGAUUGUUUACAGUGUCGCCGUUGUCGCUCUGUAGCUAGCUGUGACUUUUUGUACAUGUGAAAUAUACUGACUGUUUAUGCA